This is a messenger RNA of Closterium sp. NIES-67, 2369 nucleotides long. The record is from the annotation of a GenBank genome assembly. NCBI's taxonomy places the organism in Eukaryota, Viridiplantae, Streptophyta, Zygnematophyceae, Desmidiales, Closteriaceae.
UGUCUGAAUUCGUUCUGAGCAAGCCAACGCCAAGCAGGCCUUGCUCUCAGAUCGAUUUUUGCAUCUGCUGCUUUUACGAAGAAAGUGUGGCUCGUAGACCAGGAGGGUGAUAAAAACUUAAUCACCUCUCGUCCUGCAUAGUCGCGUGGAGCCAAAAUGGCGACCGGCCAACUGUUCUCGAAGAACACCCAGGCUCUUUUCUAUAACUAUAAGCAGAACCCGGUUCAACGGAUGCUCGAUUUCGACUUCUUAUGCGGCCGGAAUCUGCCUUCGGUUGCCGGCAUCAUCACACCGGGAUCUGAUGGCUUUCACAAGCUAUUCUUCGGCCAAGAGGAGAUCGCUCUACCGGUGCACCCCAGCAUCACGGCGGCCUGCAAGGCGCAUCCAACGGCUGACGUCUUCGUCAACUUCGCGUCGUUCAGAAGCGCCUUCGAGUCGUCGUUCGAGGCGUUGAAGCAGCCCACCAUCCGCGUGGUGGCGAUCAUCGCCGAGGGAGUGCCCGAGGCUGACGCCAAAACGCUCAUUGCCUAUGCGCGCGCCAACAACAAGGUGAUUAUAGGCCCGGCAACAGUGGGCGGCAUCCAGGCGGGAGCGUUCAAGAUUGGCGACACAGCGGGCACGCUGGACAACAUCAUCAGCUGCAAGCUCUACCGCCCGGGAUCCGUCGGAUUCGUCUCCAAGUCGGGAGGCAUGUCCAACGAGAUGUACAACGUGCUAGCGCGCACCACAGAUGGGCUCUAUGAAGGUAUCGCCAUCGGUGGUGAUGGCUUCCCAGGAUCCACGCUCUCAGACCACGUCUUGAGAUUCAACAACAUUCCGCAGAUCCGCAUGAUCGUUGUGCUGGGCGAGCUGGGCGGCGCGGACGAGUACUCGCUGGUGGAGGCGCUCAAGGAGGGCAAGGUGCACAAGCCCGUGGUGGCAUGGGUCAGCGGCACCUGCGCUACGCUCUUCAAGUCCGAAGUGCAGUUCGGCCAUGCUGGCGCCAAGAGUGGUGGGGAGAGCGAGUCAGCACAGGCGAAGAACGCGGCGCUCAAGGCAGCAGGCGCCAUUGUGCCCACGUCCUUUGAGGAUCUGGAGGCAGUAAUCCGCGCCACCUAUGAGAAGCUCGUGGCGGAGGGCGCCAUCCAGCCGGUGGCGGAGAAGAAGCCGCCCACCGUGCCGGAGGACCUCACAGCCGCCAUCAAGGCGGGCAAAGUGCGCGCGCCCACGCACAUUGUGUCGACAAUUUGCGAUGACAGAGGCGAGGAACCCACAUACGCGGGUGUGCCCAUCUCGACCAUAGUGGAGAAGGGCUUUGGCGUGGGGGACGUCAUGUGUCUGCUCUGGUUCAAGCGCUCGCUCCCCUCCUACUGCACCAAGUUCAUCGAGAUGUGCGUGGUGCUGUGUGCGGACCAUGGCCCCUGUGUUUCGGGCGCGCACAACUCCAUCGUCACAUCGCGUGCCGGCAAGGACCUCAUCUCCUGCCUCGUCUCUGGUCUGCUUACCAUCGGGCCUCGCUUCGGAGGAGCCAUUGACGAUGCGGCAAGAUACUUCAAGGAUGCUGUUGAGAGGGGCCUGAGCCCGUAUGACUUUGUGGAGGGAAUGAAGAAGAAGGGCAUUCGUGUUCCCGGCAUUGGCCACCGCAUCAAGAGCCGCGACAACCGCGACAAGCGAGUGGAGCUGCUACAGGAGUAUGCGCGCGCCUCCUUCCCCUCGGUGAAGCACAUGGAGUACGCGGUGGCCGUGGAGACGUACACGCUCACCAAGGCCGCCAACCUGGUGCUCAACGUGGACGGGUGCAUUGGCGCGCUGUUCCUGGACCUGCUGUCGUCGUGUGCCAUGUUCACCAAGGACGAGAUCGACGACAUCGUGGCUGUGGGGUACCUCAACGGGCUCUUCGUGCUCUCCAGGAGCAUUGGGCUCAUCGGGCACACGUUCGACCAGAAGAGGCUCAAACAGCCGCUGUACCGCCACCCAUGGGAGGAUGUGCUCUACACCAAGUAAGCAGGCAAUAGCAGGAUAUAAAGCAGAUGCACGAGAGAAGCGGUCUCAGCAACCGUACUCAUCCCUAAAUGGGUUCCGCUCCGUGUUAUCACUCUGUCCAUACCUUGGGACAUGGGAUACCUCUAGUGGUACUGUACUUGCGACUCUAGAUACAGUAACUCCAGAACAGCCAAUCAAAGCAGGCUCAAAAUAUGUCCACUUUACCGUAAACUCCCCGAUAAAGGAUCCGCCGGUAAGAGAGUGCAUGAGUCUUUCAUCCGGAUCUGAAAAGUUAUUUUGGCAGUCCUCGUGAGCAUCUGCUUGUUGGCAUUGAAGUUUUUAAAGCCCCUGGCUAAAAACACAAAGCAGGGGGUCACGUGAACCUUGUAUAAAUUUUGCUGGCAGAA